AGCCCGGCGCAAUUAGCAUGCGAGGGCAGACUUGCUGUUGCCAAGGAACCACUCUCCUUAGCAGACCUUCAGCCUCACCGCCCCCCCCCCCCGGCCGCCUUCUCGCCCCAAUCUCAAUUCGCAUCCGAGAACCAGGAAGGAGAAGGAGGAAACACACCCAGGAUUGGCCUCCUGUGUUAGAAGCCUGGCAGCCGGUUCAGCUUCUCCGGCUUGGGCGCUGUAAAGAUGGGGGAAGAGGCGAGCAAAGGCUUCGGUCGAUGCUCCUGAGCCGAGUCCGGGUCACAGUCUGGAGCAGGAGCCGCUGGCUUUGCAGAGACACCCGCUCGGUGCAAGUUGCGUGGAGGGAGCAGGUAAAUGUUGAAGACACUGUCGAAAUGUUACCCAAGUCCCGGCGAGCGCUCACCAUCCAAGAAAUCGCGGCCCUCGCCCGGUCCUCAUUACACGGUAUUUCACAGGUGGUGAAGGAUCAUGUGACCAAGCCCACGGCCAUGGCUCAAGGCAGGGUGGCCCACCUCAUCGAGUGGAAGGGCUGGUGCAAGCCCAUGGACUCGCCGGUGGCUCUGGAGAGCACGUUCAACUCCUAUUCGGACCUCAGCGAAGGAGAGCAGGAGGCCAGGUUUGCUGCAGGUGUGGCCGAACAAUUUGCCAUUGCCGAAGCCAAGCUGAGGGCGUGGUCUUCGGUGGAUGGCGAUGAUUCCAACGACGAGUUCUACGAUGAAGAUUUUGCCACUUCCACCGACACAACACAACCAGCUGAUGCCGCGAGCCAGCUGCCCCCCAGCACCCUGCUGAAGGGUUUCCUGCACAGCCGCUUGUGCCAGCUGAAUGCCCGCCAAGGCUCCUGCGACCCAGAGAGCGACUCCUCCCAGACCACCAUCUCUCCGGAGACCUUGUGCUCCAGCCUCUGCAGCCUGGAGGACAGCCUCCUCCUCAAGGAGCUGGGCUCGCCCUCAGAACUGGCCGCCAAGCUGCUGGGCUCCAUGUCGGGCGAGGAGGAGCUCCUCCUCUCCAAGUUGCCCCCACAGACAGCCGGGGAAUGUGCCUUCCGGAGCCUGGCGCAGCUCGAGUGCCUGGACUCAAUGUACUCCAUGUCCUUCACCGAGUCCUGCCUCUCGCCCACCGAAGACGAGGGCAUCCCCUGCAAGGACUACAAGGGUCACGAGGACAGCUGCCAGGUCCGGAGGAAAGUGUCCGAUGUGGCCUCUUCAGGCGUGGUCUCCCUCGAUGACAACGAAGAGGAGGAGGAAGAGCAAGAGGAAGACACCGGCGAGCAGUGAGGCCCGCUCUCGCCGUGGCAUGCUUCACCUGCCAUUUUUCUGUCCUGCUCCGUGGCAUCCGCCCUCGACCGUGCUCCGUGGCCCGCCAGUCGUCUUGGAGCGGGGGUUCCCCCUUCCCUCACCGGGUGGCGGCCUGGCUGCCUGCAGGGCAGGGGGGAGGUGGGGUGGUAAGCCGACCAGCGCCCCCCCUGCCCUGCCCUGCCCUCCUGCCUUCACCUCCACUGUGCCAUCUGAUCCAACCAUUGAAGCCUGAGGGGGGGGGCCCUCUCCCACGUGUGGCUCCGUGGAUUUUGCCUGUUGCAUUUUCUCUCUCUUUCUCUCUCGUGGUCUGUUUCGUUUUCUUUGCAUGAGAAUGUCUUGGGGGUGGGGGUGGGGGAAAGA
Messenger RNA from Lacerta agilis (Sand lizard), 1658 nucleotides. It is a transcript of the gene FAM131A, whose product is annotated as family with sequence similarity 131 member A. The record is from RefSeq and is a predicted model, not a curated record. The coding region runs from base 18 to 1277 and encodes 419 amino acids. The transcript is spliced from 5 exons. Lineage: Eukaryota; Metazoa; Chordata; Lepidosauria; Squamata; Lacertidae.